CAAUCCAAUCAAUUCUGCUCCGCCGCGCUCUCCGUCCCCAACCACCCCUCCAACAUCUCCUUCGCCACCUUCUCCAACUACGAGAAGCUAGGUCGGAUUUUGCCGACUGCACCCGGAUCAUCAACAACCAGGCCCGAUCCGGAUCCAAGCAUGGCGGAGGCUACCACCCGUCCGACUCCGCCUUCAAUUUCUCCGGUGAAUGAUUCUGGGCCUUCUCUAAGUUUGAAGACCCAAAACCGUGGCACAGCAACAUUCCCAAACAACCAAACGCAGCCGUCAGCCGGAGGAUUUCUGCAGAAGGACACGGAAGAAGCCCCGGCCGGGCUCUUUCAGGGCCGUAGGCCUGGUGGGUCCGCCGUGAGAGACAGGUCCGCAUACGGCGAGAUGCUGAUCGGAAGGAAAAAUUCGGUCGCCGGGUUCUUGAAAAAUGCAGUGGGGAUGCAGGAGGAGAAGGGUGGCGAUAUGAUGGAAAAAACUCCGACGAGCUUGGGUUGGAUUGCGACGGCCGCCGUCGAUUUAUUGGGAUUAACGGUGGACAAUCAUAUAUGUUGA
Molecule: messenger RNA, 552 nt
Organism: Striga asiatica
Lineage: Eukaryota; Viridiplantae; Streptophyta; Magnoliopsida; Lamiales; Orobanchaceae
Source: the annotation of a GenBank genome assembly